CUGACCUUGCUUUGUCAAAAACUUGUAUAUAUUAAAUAUAUAUGUCACAUGUUUAUGACACGGCUGUUCAGUUUUAGUUUUGACGGUCCUUUGGAAAGAAGUCGAGAUAUAAUUUGUCAUUUGUGGAAAACACUUUUGGACAGCCUUUCAGAAUUUCUCAAAAAGACUUAGUAUUGCGGUGUAAGGAGUUCAAAGACGCGUGGACGCGCGACUGUUCGCAAUCUCACACAAGACAAAAAAAACUCAUGUUUUAAAGAUGCGCGAGAUAAAAAUCGGCAUGGCUUUUCUGCGACUGUUAUUACUGAGUAACACGUUAGUUUUUAUCGCGGUAACGAAUCUCGAUGCCAACGUGUCGUGUGCCGAAAACCAUGAAAUUUUGUCGAAGUCGUUGAACGUAACACCGGAACAUUACAAUGUGAAACUAAUAACCGAUAUCGAACGUGGCGUCUUUAUCGGUGAAUGCAAUGCCACAUUUGUUCACCAGGAUACGAAGCAAAGUAUAGGUUUUCAUGUAGAAAACUUAAUUGUAACGAAAGCCAGAUUGAUCGAGCAAGAUUCGCAAGUAUCCAAAGAGAACAUAUUUGCAAUUCACGAGCCGAUUCGACGUUUGGAUGAUUAUCUCGAGAGAUUUACCGUCCUAUAUUUCAACCAUACGUUAUCAUCCGGAAGAUACGUUUUGAUGACAGAAUUCUCUGGUAAUUUAACCGAUAAGGACGGCUUUUUCCGAACUUCCUGCAUAGAUUCGACUGGAAAGAAAACAUGGAUGGCAGCAACGCGUACUCAGACAGGUGACGCUCCGAGAGUAUUUCCAUGUUGGAACAAUCCGGAGUUCAAAACGACUUUUAACAUUUCCGUGCGACAUCAUAAAACCUACAUGGCUCUCUCGAAUAUGCCAAUACGAGCGAGCGAGGAAGACGAACGUGACACGAUAUGGACGCACUUCCGCACCACUCCUGCAAUGUCCACGUACUCCGUAGCCGUCGUUGUAAUGCCCCAAUUCGUAUCAAAGAGAAACCCCUCGUUCGACAAUGUUGUCAUGUGGUCCAGAAGCCACAUCGCGCCCUACACGGACUUCGCGAGCGACAUCGCUGGAAGAGUCGCGCGAUAUCUAGAAGACGAGCAGAGAUUAAACUCGUCGUUAAGAGUUCCCGAAGUUAAUCACGUCGCAAUCUCAGGUCUCUUGCCCUACAAAACUGUCGCAACUUUAGGUCUCAUUCUUUAUAGAGAAGAAGACAUAAUUUAUCGUAACGAAUUUUCGGUUGCGCACAAAUACAAUGUAGCGCGUUUGGUGAUGCAUCAAGUGGCACAUCAAUGGAUUCUUCUUUUCACUAACCCGUUGAGAUGGUCUUCCGCUUGGUUAUACGGCGCAGCUGAGUUUUUUGGCUUAUAUGCGCUCGAAAAGACGAUUCCAGAUUCAAAAAUAAUGAAUUUGUUUGUGAUUCAAACUCAACAUGAAUCUCUUCAUUUGGACGUCGGUUUAAUGGAGCCUAUUGAAUCAAAAACUUCUAUUGCUAAUUCUACAUAUCUUCUUCCCGCUUACAUCAAAGUACCUGCUAUAUUGCGCAUGUUACAAAAUAUAUUUACCGAAAACAUAUUUUGGGAAAGUAUGCAAAACAGUUUAAAACAGGGCACGUUCAGUCCCAGAUAUUUCAUGGGAUAUUCCACCGUUCAGAAAGUUAAAUUAAAUAAUUUUGUGGACAAUUUCGUGACAAUAACCGGAAGUAUGAGUACCUUUUAUUACACGUAUUAUGUAAUGCCAAACUGGUUAUUUAGUAAGAAUUAUCCAUUGAUGAUGAACCAUGAGUCUCCACACGGAGGACCUCUCAAUGACGAAUACAGAGUAUCCCAAGGCAGUUUUAUUCGGGGUGGUCACAACAUCGGUUACUACACUCCUUUCACUUACACCGAGGAAAAUCGAUGCGAUUUUGAAACGUCGUGGCCAGAAAGAUCUGAGAGUGUCUGGUUACGACCUGGCACGUCGUUUCCUUUUAUUGUGUCCAAAAGCAGUAAUUGGUUCAUAUGCAAUGUGCAACAAAUUGGUUAUUAUCGCGUCAACUAUCCAAUACAUAAUUGGAUUAAAAUCGUGCAUUACUUACGCACUUCAGACCAUAAGAAAAUACACGUGCUCAAUCGUGCUCAAAUCAUCGAUGACUUUUAUCAUUUCAUGAAGGAAAAACAGGUUGAAGUUAAGAUGAUAUUCGAGGACCUCAUACAAUACUUGUCGAUAGAAACGGAUUAUGAAGCGUGGUAUCCCAUGAUCAGGAUGCUCGAAGAUUUUUCGGGUAUCACUCCGUAUCCGAGUACGUGGCUCGACGGCAUAAAGCGCUUUUUGUCGAACAUCGUGAACGAACUUCUCAGAAACAUAUCGUUUGAGAACGAUCCUGACGAGCACGAGUUUAGAACAUGUUUAAGACAAGAGGCCAUAAAAUGGGCUUGUCUUUUCAAUGACUCAAAAUGCAUAGAAAUGGUUACCGCUAGAUUGAACAAUUCUCUUUCGCAUUCUAAAAGAAACGACAGCGCGCCUUUGCCGAUGUGGGAUGAAUGGAUGUAUUGCACGGGAUUGCAAACGGGAGACAAAUAUAUUUGGGACAGAUUACUGAGCAUAUACAAAAGCACACGUAAUCCCGCAAUAUUGAAAGCUUUGCCUUGCAUUUAUGUUGUUUACGAGGACGGCAAGAGAUUUAUCAAUAAUCCCGCGAGACUCCACACUGAACAUGCGCCAAGUUUUUUGAACGACUCAUCUGAAAGGCAAAUUGAAACGUUUAUCACCUUUGAAAAUGGAAAUUUCACAAAUUUUGUUACACAUCUACGUGACGAUCUAAACUUGACGAUAAACGAGGAAGUGAUUCUUUUACAAUCUUUAGUUGCUAAACUCGGUGGAAAUCGUCACGUUCUCCGGCAAAUAAUAAACAACCUGGAAAGUAUUAAACCCAGGAACGUAACAUUUAAUGCAGUAUUAUGUAUUAUUAUUAAUCACAUAUAUGUGUCGGACAAAGCUGACAUGAUUACACUGUUUAGUGAAUUUAUAGACAGAUUAAUUUAUGAAAUUGAACAUGGAACACUUUAUGUGGGAGAUGUUAGUUCGCAUGAUCUGACUUACAUAUUAAUCAAGGACCGAGAAAUAAAAAAUUUAAACUCGUCAAUUAUAACAAGCAAAAUUAAUUCACGUUAUUCACAAAUGAAAAAUUACAUCGAAGACAUGAAAGUUUUCUUCGACACCCCCAACAUGAUAACGGAUCCUUUCUUGAAAUUAUAAACAUAUAUAGUAUAUAUAUAAUUUUAUAAACAUUCAUAUAUAUAUAUAUAUACUGACAAACAAUUAUAAUUGCGUACACAAUAUGUACACAUUAAUUAUCUAUAGUUUUACUUAUGUUAAGUCGUAUUGAAAAUAAGUUUUACAAG
This is a messenger RNA of Pseudomyrmex gracilis, 3402 nucleotides long. Its product is annotated as thyrotropin-releasing hormone-degrading ectoenzyme-like. The coding region runs from base 257 to 3256 and encodes 999 amino acids. Gene Ontology annotation, molecular function: metalloaminopeptidase activity; zinc ion binding; peptide binding. Gene Ontology annotation, biological process: peptide catabolic process; proteolysis. Gene Ontology annotation, cellular component: cytoplasm. The transcript has 14 exons. Lineage: Eukaryota; Metazoa; Arthropoda; Insecta; Hymenoptera; Formicidae. The record is from RefSeq and is a predicted model, not a curated record.